UUACGUAUGACGAACCGGAAAAAUACGUUCUAGUGACUCAGAGGUGUCAUGGCGGAGAUCGCAAAUGUUUUGUAUUUUGUUGUCAGUAAUAUUCCAGCAGCAUUUCGAUCAGCUGACCUAAGGAACUAUUUCAGUCAGUUUAUAGAAAGCGGGGGGUUCUUCUGCUUCCACUACCGACACCGCCCGGAGGUCCUCAAGGACCCAGCGGGGUCCGGACAGAUAAAAGAUCCAGAGCAGACUGCGAUCGACCCGCUUGCUGUUCCGCAGGAAACCAACGCAGCUGAAGUGAACUGCGAGUCUUCGGAGAACAGCAGACGCGUCGUCGCGUCCAAAGACGAGAAAACAUGCUGUUGUGUUGUGUCGGUCCCAGCCGGAGAGGCGGACAGAUUUGUGAAGAUGUACGCUGGGAAUCAGUGGAUCGAUUCGAAAGGGAACUGGCUCGCAAGACGGUGUGUGAUCAGGAGGGUAAAGGUAUCUGAAGAGACAGUCGCAGACGGGUUCCCGUAUAAAACGAAGGCGGAGCUGAAACGGCGGGGUACGGGGCUAACGGAGCGCUUCACUGAGCUGGACCUGCGCGGUCUGCCGGAGCUGAACCCCCCGGCGUUGAUGCCCAACGGUAACGUGGGCACGCCAGUGACGGUGUUUCUGCGGCUGAUACAGGCCUGCCGCCUGCCGCCCCGCCUCAUCCGCCAGCUCGGCCUCACCUUCCCCAAGACUGGCUCCCGUCGUCGCUACGGCAACGUGCCCUUCCUGUACCAGGACACGAGCACCGUUCAGCUGGAGGAGGGGGUCUACACGGCGGGCGGAGAAGAGAUUAGCAGUCCUGCUGGGGGCACCUCCCCGGCCGUGGGCACCUCCCCCUGUGCCAGCGCAAACCCCCAUGGGGAGAACGCUCCCUCUGUUGCCCCGGAAACAGCCUGGCCGGAGGGGGAGGAGUCUGAGUCGGGCCCUGAUGAUGACGAUGACCGCUGUGAGGAGUGGGAGCGUCAUGAGGCCCUGCACGAGGACGUGACCAGUCAGGAGCGCAGCAAGGAGCGUCUGUACGAGGAGGAGAUCGAGCUCAAGUGGGAGAAAGGAGGGUCCGGCCUGGUGUUCUACACCGACGCUCAGUACUGGCAGGAGGAGGAGGGCGAUUUCGACGAGCAGACGGCAGAUGACUGGGACGUGGACAUGAGCGUUUAUUACGACAAAGAUGGAGGAGACAUGGACUCCCGCGACUACGUUCAGAUGCGCCAUGAGAGGAGGCUCAGGGAGGGGCUGGAGAAGGUGUCUGUCCAGCAGCAGCCAAUCGGAAGCUUCGAGAGGUUCACAAAGGGAGUGGGCAGGAAGCUGAUGGAGAGGCAGGGCUGGCGGGAUGGGGACGGUCUGGGACAGGCCCGAGCCGGGAUACCAGACACCCUGGAGACUGAAGGCCAGCACCCCAAAUGCAAGAGGGGCUUUGGGUACCACGGAGAGAAGCUCAACUCCUUCCUUCCUGUGAAGAAGCCCCGCCCACACUUCCUCAUAUCCACGGUUUAUGACCCGCCCAAAGACACGGACCAGGGCGACACGCUACUGCGUCGCCAGGCAACCACCAGCAUGAAGUACAGAAGCCACCCUCAUCGCUGACCCAGAAAACGCCCCCCCCCCCCCCCCCCCC
Anguilla anguilla (European eel) is the source of this 1639-nucleotide messenger RNA. It is a transcript of the gene gpatch3, whose product is annotated as G patch domain containing 3. Gene Ontology annotation, molecular function: nucleic acid binding. The record is from RefSeq and is a predicted model, not a curated record. The coding region runs from base 49 to 1608 and encodes 519 amino acids. Gene Ontology annotation, biological process: negative regulation of RIG-I signaling pathway; negative regulation of type I interferon production; positive regulation of DNA-templated transcription. The transcript has 7 exons. NCBI's taxonomy places the organism in Eukaryota, Metazoa, Chordata, Actinopteri, Anguilliformes, Anguillidae.